Molecule: messenger RNA, 4020 nt
Organism: Parnassius apollo (apollo)
Lineage: Eukaryota; Metazoa; Arthropoda; Insecta; Lepidoptera; Papilionidae
Source: the annotation of a GenBank genome assembly
AUGACUUUAUUCCGAUUAUUAAAUUCAAUGGCUAACAGGACUUGGAACAAUCAUAAUCAAGAUUGGGAUCCAAUGAGAGAUGACUUCAACGAAUCUACGUUUGACCCGCAAUACCCUGAUGACAAUGCUGGUGGUGGUGUCAACCUGGAUCAUUGUCGCCUUUAUAUCACAAACAUUCCAAAAACCCUAAAUGAAGAGGGUCUGCGAACAGCUUUUGCCAAGUACGGAACACUCAUCGAAUCCUUCCUCAGUAAGGAUACACAAAAACGUUAUGGAUUGAUAUCAUAUGAGACUCCUGGCGAAGCCAAACUUGCAAUGAUGAAGCUUAACAGAACUGAGCCGCUCAAAUUGUAUGUGAAUGUAGCACAUAAGAGGAAACAAGUGGGAAAAACAAGAGAUAUGAAGGAGCGCAACUACAACCAGCAUUCACGGGAUGACAGUGGUAGCGUUGUCAGUAGAGGACACAAUAGCCAGAAACAAGAAGACACUCACAACGGGGAAGGAGAAAUGGAGGAUUUGAUGGUUGACAAUGACUUGAGUCUAACGGAUUGCAUAGACCCAGAACUGCACCUGGAAUUAGUACAACUGAAAAUGGAACAGUUGAAGGUGCAAGAAGAGAAGCUGCAGUGUAAACAGAAAAUGCUACUACUCAAUCGGGCUGGAAAGAAACCGAUUGCUGUGGGCAGUUCAAACAGGUGCAUUCUACCUGAUGGGAAAAUCGUCGUGAGGAACAUUAAUGACAGGGCGAGCGAGUCACACGAGACAGAUGGCUUUGGAAUCAGCAGUGGAGACUCGAACGGGAAACAUUGCACCUGCAGUAAAUCCUGGGACAGGAGCAGCAGUUCUGGAGGCGAUAGCUCCUCCGCGUCAACUUGCGUACUCUGCGGGGAGAAAAGUCGAAUAAAUCGCACAUGGGAGGUCCAAGAUAAGUCGGACUUGGAAAGUAAUAUUACAGAAUCCAGAGCUGCAACAAAAACUGUGGACCUCACAAGUAAAGAAUCAAAAGGUAUGGAAUCAGUCGACAAGAAAUCCGACUUUACCAGUGCUAGUGAAAGUAGGGAGUGCGAUAGAGAAAGUGAAACGCUCUAUGAGUUUAAAUUUAGCGACUUUGUCAGUGAUGAAGAGCACGAUGAAACUAAUCGUCUAAUACAGUUGCGAAAUACUGAUUACUUAGAUAUAGUGGAAGAACAUCUAAAAAUUGUUGUAGCCUUAUCUGGUUAUCCUAAAUCGAAGAUGCUGCUGAAACAUAUGGAACAGUUGCAAAAAUCACUUACAGACAUAAUUGAUAUGCAAAUUAAAGCUGGUUUGUUAAAGACAAUGCCGUCUUUCCUCGACUACUAUCUGAAUAGGGGCGCGGUAGUCUUCAUUUGUAAAGAUUUGGGUACUAGAGAUUGGAUAGUCAGGGUUUCAGGCGGUCUCGAAGAAAGGAUGAAUAAGAGACUGAUUUUAUUAAAUUCUAAAGUGAAAAGAAUAUGUCUGGCUGUGUUGAAGAUACCACAGUCCUGUUGGCCUGAUACAGCCUUAGACGUGUUUAAGUUGAUACAGUAUUUUAAUCCAACUUUAAGAACGGAGAAGUGGAAGAUUUAUGCUCAAAAAAUUAUUGACGAUAUUGAGUGUACGUCCUUUUUAAUCGAUAGGAUUUCCGGGGAAAUAAUUCGUGGACCAACUUUUAAAAACGUUAUAGACUACUGUAAUAUAGAAUUUGAUCUGACUGGCUACACUGAAAUUUAUUACGAAAGCUUAGAUCUCAAAGAUGAUCUAAGUAGUGUGGCGUCGAGGGUUAAAUUGCUAAAGGAAAUACGAUCGGAGGAAGUAACGCCAAGAAAUGACAGUAAAAUUAAUCUUAAAACAAACAAAGAAAUAAAUAUUACAAAUGAAUUAAUAGAUGCGCUGACAAAGACUAAAGAACUAAAAAAUAUUUUAGAUGUUACGAAAGAUCUUGAAAACCCUCUUCAAAUCGAUACCCUUGAGGAAGUUAUCGACGUAGAUUAUGCAAAUGAUAAAAAUAAAACAGUUGUUUUGUCUGUCAAAACAAAAGACGAAACCAGUGAUAAAGAAAGUGAAAACUCUCAAUAUGAUAAAGACACCCAUGAGAACGACGAAUCUACAUCAACAGCUAUAUUGACAGAGAAAACAGACUCUAUCAUAGAGAGCACCGAUGAUUUUGUGGACAGAAACCGCACUAUAACUAUAGAUUCUAACAGAGGCAUCGCCUAUAACAGACGUACGAACUAUUUACAUGUGGAUAACGAUCUAAAGAUCGCCAUCACUCUAGACGGAUAUCCACAGAACAAACUGGAAGGCACACACAUCAGAAGUCUUAAGCGCCUGUUUAAGGAAUACUUGCACAAAGACAUUAAGAGGCGACGUUUCAACAACCAUAUCAUUCCCAAGUUCCAAGACGUGUAUCUCUCAAAUGGAGCCGUGGUAUAUAUCUGUGAUAGUUUAGAAACUAAAGAAUAUUUAACUGAUAUUUUACCUAAAUUUAUAACAGCUACAAGUUUGAAAUUAGUUUUUAAAGACGUUAGUGAGCUACUUCGUUACACCAGACUUGUCAUGCGUUUGCCCAAAGAACUUGCUCAUUUAGAAUCAAAAGAGAUUCUGACUGAAUUGAACGCGAAAUACCCUGGCUUAAAACUAAAUAGCUGGAAGUACUACGUGGAUGUUGCUGGUAAACAGAAAAGGGAAUUUGGCGUCGAUCCAGAAUCUUUAGACAUAAUUAAAAGACCCACAUUUAGUUUUUCCUAUAAAGGCGAAGAUGUAAGUUUCAGAAUAAUCGACAGAAAAGGAAAAAAUGUCACUUGUAGUGAGACUGAAACUAAAUUAGUGGCUGUAGAAGAUUUUGAGACCAAAGCUCUUUGGGAAAGAAUCUGCAGAGACAUGUAUAGUCCGAUUAACCCAGAUAUUAUGAGCACACCUUUAACUCGCGUUAGAACUAAGCAUUACUCGGAUUUGAUAGCAGAUGAUCUCAAACUUUAUGUUGGUCCCUCCAAUUAUCCCGAAACCCGUGUGGAUGAGGCUUUAUUCUUUACGUUUAAAAACGCUAUGACUAGUGUCGUUAUGGAUUCUUUUAAAAAUGAUGAGAUUACUAUACCGAAAAUUCAUGACAUGUAUUUAUACGAUGGUGUUAUUUUUAUAAUAUGUAAAGACAUCGUAUCUAAAAAAUGGAUUCAAGAUCAUAUUCCUGCAUUUAAUUUAAAAUUGCAUAUGAAUUUUAAAUGUACCGAAUUUCGAGGUGCUGUUGGCAUUGUUAGAAUGGUGGUAAUUACUGAUAGAGAUACUGAUGAAGUGAUAUCAAUCUUGCAGAAACAAAAUCCGAGGUUACGCACGAAAUACUGGCGAAAGAUCAGCGUAGUGGGUUCUAAAACUAAGCUAGACGUCGUCCUACAAAUCGACAGACUUUCAGCUCAAGUGAUAACUAGUCCAGAAUUUAAUAAAUACAUUGAUUCUAGUGCAGUGCAAUUCGAAUUGGGUCAUUUGCAAUCUCUCAUCAAACCAAAAUCUAGUCUUGAAUAUCUUGAAAGAAAAUACAUUGAUACUCAUAGUAAUAAACAAUUGAAUACGCUGACAGAAAAUGCUGAAAUUGGUCAAUACAUAUCAGAUAAAGAAAUAUCCAAUCAUACUACGAAAUCUAGCAACAUUAUUCCUAACGUGGAACCCGAAACUAAGGAACCCUAUUUAAGUUGCGAUGAAUGUCCUGAUAAGGAUUUAGAGUCACAUAAAAGUGUCACAGACAUUGUGUUAUCAAGUGAAAGAAAUAACGAAGGCUAUUGUAGAAUGAUUUUAAAAAUACCCACAAAUAUUUUACCAGAAGACAAAGACGAUUUCAAUAUCAUACUUGAUUUGUUAGAAGAUAAAAAUCCAGGUUUGAAUACUGAGUUGUGGAAAAUUUCGUACGAUCCAGAUUAUCCUAGUAAAGGAAAAUUCACUAUAUUUAUGGACAAACAAUCAGCUUCUGUUAUAAGGAGCAAGGCUUUUGACUCAACUAUAGGGGGUGAGAGGCUGAAAUUUUUCUUCUAG